AUGUUUGCCUUCCUGAUCUGCGCGCUGACAGCCGUCAUGGCCUUCCAAGUUCAAUAUCGAGGACUCGAGACUGGGCAUCGGUUGGGCUUCAGAGGUCUAGAACAGCCCGCGAAAGAAGUCUGGCCUCAUGCAGACACUGCCUUUGAGGUCUUUGACAUAUUCUUCGGGGUCGCAUUCACCAUCGAGCUGGUCCUAAAGUUCGUGGCGAGCGUCUGUGGCUUCUUCAAGGACGGCUGGAAUCUCCUCGACGGACUCGUUUUAGCGAUCUGGUAUUUGGAGCGGGUGACCUCGACAGCUUUCCCGCUGGAUCCGAUGAUCUUGCGCCUCUUCCGCCUGUCGCGCCUCAUGCGCAUGGUCAGGCUGGUCAAGAUCUUCGAGCAGUGCGAUGCCUUGUACCUGAUGCUGACCUCCAUCCGUGCCUCGUUUGCUGCGCUGGCCUGGUCGAGCGCACUUCUGGUGCUGACUCCCGACAUGAAGAUACAGAUGAUGCUUGCUCUAGCGAUGGUGACAUUGGUGGAGCCAUACCUGACAGACCCGAGCAGUGCAGGAGAUGCGCACAAGUUGAUGCUCGUGUGGCUAGUUAAACAGUUAGAGCCAGGGAGCGUCAUGGAUGUCAUUACAUGGGUUGGAGACUGGUCAUGUCGAGGAGACAGGCAUGCUGUGUACCAAUACUAUGGAACCUUCACACGUGCCAUGCUUACGUUGUUCGAGACUUGGCUGGGUUGUGAAGCAGUGCUGCCCAUGACGCGCUUUCACAGACAUAUGCAAGUCAACGAGGAUGUGUCCUUCGCAAGAGCCAAGGAAAUUACGCUGGGCAAUUUUGUCCCGGUAACCCGCCUCAUGAUGAGUGACGUGUCUGAGAUCUACGUUGUGUUUGCGCUGGUUCACAAGCUUGUGAUCGGCUUUGCGGUGGUCAUGGUCAUCACGGGUGUCUUCAUCCAAGAGACGGUGACGGUGGCACAAACCGACAACACGAUUAUGCUUACUCAGAAAGAGCGGGCGCUCAACUUGCACAUGGCCAAAAUGACCGCCUUGUUCAAAGCUGCCGACUUUGACGAGAGCGGCCGUCUGGACCGCGGCGAGUGGUUACAGGUGUGCGAUGACUACUCCGUACAGCUGUGGCUGGCCGCUAUGGGUCUGGAUGUGAGCAAUGCCGCUUUAGUCCAUGAGCUGAUAUGUGCUGCAACUGGGUUGGAGGACCUUUCCGCAAAGGAUCUGGUAAUGGGUGUGGCGCGUCUUAAAGGCGCUGCCAGAAACAUUGACAUGGCACUCUUCCGGAAGGAGUUCCUUGCGACCUCAAAGGUCGUGGAGGAGAUUCAGGAAUGCGUGUCUUGGGUUGUCUCAGGUAGUUUGCCAGGCUGUCUACUGACAAGAUGCAGCACUCACAUGGUUCGCAUGGCUUGUGUUUCGAUGCUCGUGCGCUGA
Molecule: messenger RNA, 1425 nt
Organism: Symbiodinium natans
Lineage: Eukaryota; Dinophyceae; Suessiales; Symbiodiniaceae
Source: the annotation of a GenBank genome assembly